AUGGCAUUGCGCAAAGGCCGCGUGAAACCCGCGCAAUACCCCACAAUAGCAUUCCAUGGCAUUCGUUGUGCACAACUCGUGUCGUCAGCGGUAGUCGCAAGCAUCAUGCUCUACUUUUGCUCUGAACUCGCGCGCGACGAGUACCAGCUACCGUGGACCUUUUUGCUGCUGUUCUCCGUUUCCCUCCUGACAAUCAUCGCCCUUGUAGCCACAAUAGCCAUGCACUGUUUCUACGGCCUCAAUCCCGUGCUGAACAUCGCCCUAAACUCGUUGCUCGCGAUCCUUUGGGCUCUGGCUUUCGCUCUGCUUGCGUGGUGGUCCUCUGGUACACUGGCGCACGUUUGCAACGUUGAGAACUGGGAGUCUGACAUGGGCAUAGCUGUAUGCCGACUAUACAAAGCGUUGUUCAGUUUCACAUUAUUUGGGCUGCUGUCAACAUUGCUUGCGUUGGUGCUAGACGUGAGGGUGCAACGCAGCGCUACGGAAAGAGGCAGAUUUCAGCAGUUAGAUGCGCUUGGCAGCGUCGGCAAGAUAGACGACCAGGGACCUGAACAUCCUGGCAGGCAUGGUAUAGCAGGCGCCCCGGGCAUACAGCGACAACAAAACAGCCAGGAACGCAAUGGGCAUCGGUAUUCACUACCUGAAGAGCAGUUUGCCUAUGACGACAGUCUCGCAUAUGUAGGAUCGGCAGGACAGAUAGGACGGAGGAGUCUAGAUGAGCGGAUAUAG
Plenodomus lingam JN3 is the source of this 729-nucleotide messenger RNA. RefSeq lists its product as uncharacterized. The record is from RefSeq and is a predicted model, not a curated record. Lineage: Eukaryota; Fungi; Ascomycota; Dothideomycetes; Pleosporales; Leptosphaeriaceae.